Molecule: messenger RNA, 852 nt
Organism: Phytomonas sp. EM1
Lineage: Eukaryota; Euglenozoa; Kinetoplastea; Trypanosomatida; Trypanosomatidae
Source: the annotation of a GenBank genome assembly
AUGGAUAGAAUCACAGAUGAAAAUGGGCAAAAGGAGGAAGCCGAAAUCCGCAUGCGUGAUAUGCAACGCAAGCGGGAGAAGGAAGAAUGGGAGCGAAGGAAGAAAGAGGAGGCGGCAGAGGAGGAGAGAAAGCGAAACGAGGAAAAGGAGCGCCUCCAGGAGGAGGAGCUUCGACAGAAACGGCGGGAGGAGGAAUGGAAACGGCUUGGCUCCGAUAUAAUUCAGAAUCUUCCUCCUGUUCCACCGCCCAUAAAGAGCGAUGAUGAUCCGAAUGCCCUCCGCGCGUGGUACUUAGACGAUGAGACCUCUAAGCCGGCCCUAACUAUGCAAAGCUUCAAACCAGGUCGCAGACAGGGAGCCCCGCCGGUUACGAUGAACGAUCUACUACAGCUUGGGAUUGUUUGUUUCUAUAUUAAUCUGAAUGAUUUUUCUAUUGUUAAACAGAUCAUAAAAGAGCGACUUUACAAGCAUACAGAUGAAGUAAGAAUAUCACAGACGGCAAAAGAUGACGCUUUCCUAGAGCGGUGGUACAAUGAGCAUUACAAUGAGGACGAGCAAUUGCGUCUCGUCUUAGACGGAUCCUGUUACUUUGAUAUUCGCUCGGCCAGAGAAAAAUGGAUUCGAAUUCAUCUGCAAACCUCUCAGUUAAUUAUUAUCCCCGCUGGAAUGUAUCACCGUGGCACGCUUGAUGAGAACGACUAUGUCGCCCUAUUUCGGGGAUUUCAAGAAUCCCCCCGUUUCGUACCGAUUAACCGCCCCAACGAUAACGCUAAUGCGCGAAAAGUGAGGCUGAAUUAUCUUAUGAGACUAAAGAAAGGAAAUGUAGCGGCCGAGUUGGGAUUUCGGCUAUAG